This is a messenger RNA of Poeciliopsis prolifica (blackstripe livebearer), 4109 nucleotides long. RefSeq names its product membrane bound O-acyltransferase domain containing 1 (gene mboat1). The record is from RefSeq and is a predicted model, not a curated record. NCBI's taxonomy places the organism in Eukaryota, Metazoa, Chordata, Actinopteri, Cyprinodontiformes, Poeciliidae. The coding region runs from base 167 to 1726 and encodes 519 amino acids. The transcript is spliced from 13 exons. Gene Ontology annotation, molecular function: acyltransferase activity. Gene Ontology annotation, cellular component: membrane. Gene Ontology annotation, biological process: lipid modification.
CUUUACUGUUAACCCGACUGGUUUGGCUUGUCACACGCCCUUUAAGGCAGAGCAUGUGUCUUAUUCACUGACAAAACCACGGAGGUUUUUAUUUUUUUAUUUUUUUUAUUAAAAAGGACCGAAAGAACAGCCGCCAAUUUGUGCUGUGACUGAAAAACUUCACAGGAUGAGCGAACCGGAGGACGCAAUAUUUAAAACCACCGGCUGCAAGUGGCUGCUGCCUGUCAGCGGAUACUUGGGCUUAACUCUGGACCAGGUGAACUUCCUAUCCUGCCAGCUGUUUGCUUUGCUUGCUGCCUUCUGGUUUCGUCUCUACCUCAGUCCUAACCAUGCGAGCCCCUUGGUUCGGCAUGCUGUCGCCACGCUCCUAGGAAUCGCUUUUCUUCUCUUCUGCUUCGGAUGGUAUUCUACCCAUAUCCUCGCUGUGGUGGCUGUUAACUAUUUUCUCAUCAUUAAAGCUGACAUCAACAAUGUACACAGGUACUCCAUGGUGACAGCUAUGGGUUAUCUGACUGCGUGCCACGUGAGCAGAGUCUUCAUCUACAGCUACGGCAUACUUUCCACGGACUUCUCCGGACCUUUGAUGAUUGUAACCCAGAAGAUAACCAUGCUGGCUUUCCAUCUACAUGACGGGAUGUGUAAGAAAAGUGAACAGCUGACAUCAGAGCAGAAGCAUGUGGCUAUACGUGUGAGGCCGUCUCUUAUCGAGUAUCUGAGCUACAAUCUGAACUUCCUGAGUGUCUUGGUUGGGCCCUGCAGCAACUAUAAGGACUACAUCGACUUCAUAGAGGGCAAACACAUCAGCUGGAGGCUAAAGCAGCACUCUGGAACAUGUAAUGGGCAAAAUGGUUACGACAAGACGCCCGACCCAUCUCCUCUCAACGCAGUAUGUCGAAAGCUGCUGGUCUGCUGCGGCUGCCUGUUCAUCUUCCUCUUCAUCACUCGGUCAUUGCCGAUUACUUACAACGUAGACAACCACUUUGUUGGCCACGCCUCCUUCCUCAGCAGGCUCACCUACGCGUUCUUCUCCAUACAAGCAGCAAGACCCAAGUUCUACUUCGCCUGGACGCUUGCUGAUGCAGUAAACAAUGCAGCAGGUUAUGGUUUCCUGGGGAUAGAUGAGAGUGGAAAACCCUGCUGGGAUCUUGUCUCCAAUCUCCACAUCAUAGGGAUUGAGACAGCAACCAGCUUUAAGACCUUCAUAGACAACUGGAAUAUUCAAACAGGGAUUUGGCUCAAAAUGGUGUGUUAUGACCGAGCGGUGAAACACCGCUUGGCAUUGACCUUCAUCCUGUCUGCCUUGUGGCACGGUGUUUAUCCAGGAUACUACUUCACCUUCAUCACUGCUAUUCCCAUUACCAUAGCAGCAAGGGCUAUACGCAGGUCUAUCAGGCACUACUUCAUCGGCUCCAGAGUCCUGAAGCUCGGUUAUGACAUUGUAACUUGGGCAGCGACUCAGCUAGCCAUCUGCUACACUGUCAUGCCUUUUCUCCUUCUCUCAGUAGAACACACUAUGGUUUACUACAGAUCUAUGUACUUCCACGUCCACAUCAUCAGUAUUCUGGCUGCAGUCGUCCUCCAUCAGAAACAUAAACCCAGAGAACCUUCUGCCACCAACAAACCGGCUCCCCCUGACUCCUCUUCCUCGUCCUCCUCUUCCUCAGCAGCUGCGUGCUCAGCUCAGUGCCAGCCUGUUCACUCCAACAAUAAGGACAAAGUAAACUGAACAUCCCAUCCUCGCGUGGUUUUUAAGCAGACUCGGCUCGUCCUAGGAGUGCGUUCUGCCUGCUCCAAUUGUGAAAAGUGUAUGCUAUUUAUUAUUUUUGCUGCAAUACAGACGAUUGAUACAGAGACCAUAAGGACAAGCAAAAGCUGAAGGAAUAUCUCCGAUGCCAGCUCUGCCACGGCGACUGCCUUCCCUCCCGAACCCCCCCCUGCCCUCUCCACCCACCUCGACACCAGCUCGCCGUCUUCAACCGCAAAAAAACACAGCGGUGGAAAGAGAAACGGAGCUGUCUUUCCUCUCCGUCCUCAGUCCAUUCUCUCCCUCCGUCCCCCUUCCACUGUUGGGACGGGAGCCAGCGCAGUGGGAGAGCGGCAAAUACCAGAACCCGCACACACAGACUCAUCUGUAAACGGACACGAGGAAGCAAAUAUGCACAUGCUCCUCCGACAUGCUUGCACUCGGUCACACUCUGACGGCACACAAAGGCCGUCCUUGUGAGUUCACAAAAGAGCGUGCAAAGAGGCUGUGGCCGCUGCGCCUACUUUACUUUACCCAGAAGAUGUUGUAGAUUUGUGUGGGUGAGUGUGUGUGAAUGCUGAUUUGGCCAAAGUUACAUGCCAACAGCUUCUGUCAGCGACAAUGUGGGUCAGUAUUACUCUCACUGCCUAUCGACCCGGAUGAAAACCAUAGGAAAUACUCAAAGCAAAGUUCUUUAUGAAAGUCUGUUAAUCAGGAGCUUGGGGAUUUUUUUUUUUUUUUGAUGCUGCAGCAAACAUGACUAGAAAAGUGGACGCAUAUCUAAAACAGGAGAUUUAAUUGUGAAUCACUGGGUUAAUGAUUUAUCCCUUUAGGUUGAAUCUCUCUGUUCUGAAGUCGUGUGAAUUUAAUAGUGACAUCGUUCAUAAUGUGCCUAUCAUGCGGUCAGGGCUGGAUACUUGUUACUAUGAUAGAAAGAAACUGGAUAGAAAGUUGGAUUAAACUAGAAAAGACGUGCUAAGACUUUUUUUUGGGCCAGGCUGUAAACACUGGGCUCUAAGAAAUGGACAAUACAAAAAAGAGGACAGUUUGCUUUUAAACUGUGAUUUUCCCUGGUAGGACAUGCCAAUUGAACAGAGACAUCUGGUGGCUGGUGGUGCCAUUUAGUCUGAUCUUAAUUAAACAGUAAAAGGAUUUUAGCCGAAACGGAUUAAAUAGUUUUUUUUUAAGCACAGGGAUCCUAAACAUGUGUAAUUCUUAAAUUAGUGUUCGAUUUGUUUGAGUUCUGCUUCCACGUUGGCACAUUUGAAACAUGAUUUAAAUGGUUGUUAAUGGUGCUGUCUGUUGACAUCUUGACAUUUCAGCUACAUUUAUAGAAAUAGAUUUCUGUAUGACAAGAUCAACACAAAGCUGUUUUAUUCCUGCUACAUAGGAACUCUUAUGACGCGAUUUGCUUUUGAACAACGUUUUACCCUUUGGGCAGAUGUGCAGUGUGGUUGUCCUUGUUUUCGCCUAAUUUAAUGACUGAUUUUCACCUCUUACUGCCCUUUAUGUAUCCAUCUUUAGAGCCGAGGACUGAAAAUUCAUGUGUGUUUCUAAGCAUCCUGUUUCCAGUCUGAAUAAUCCUGACAUGUCCCUCUUUCUGCUGCCCAGUAACGAAUCAAAGAUGCAGGAAAUCGUGGACAUUCUGGGCUGGGCUAAAAUUUGAACGCUCUAGCACGAUUCAUCCCUGGUGUCAGCAGCAAGCAGCGGGAGCCCACUCUCUGCUUACUUCACUUUCAUGAAGCAAUAGAAAACUUGUUUGAGGUGUGACUGACAGGUUUUAUGUUUUUUUUUUAAACUUUUUAAUUUUUUUUUUAUCUGGUGAAACUCUUUCUCUCUAAUGCUCUGCACUCUGCUCCAAUCAAAUCAAGAUUUGCAUUAAAAGAAUAAACCCUGCAGGGUUCAGUAUAAUAAUAAUAAUAAUAAUAUUGAUUAUGUUAACCUUUAAUGCCCAUUAGUGCCUCUGACAAUUUAUGCUGCACUGAUGACGACUGAUUGUGGUUUUCUCUGUGAGUGUUUAAUAUUUAGACGUUGGUCUGGUGAUACAGUGUUACAGGCUGAUUGCAUGCAGACUCAUGCGACAAAUGCUGGGCAUGUAAAAUGAAGCUUUCCCCGAGCCUGGGAACCUUUUACGUUUAUUGUGGCUAAAAAUGGCACCAUCCCUGAAAUGAUUGGAGCAGGGAAAGGUGUGGCACAUCUACAGUAUGAGUGCGCUGUCAGAAUGAGCAGCUAUUUGAAUGAUUUAACACUGUUAGUGAGGAUUUGUUUUGUUUGCAGACUUUCUUAUCUGUAUGCACUGACUGUCUGUCGAUUGGUUUUAUUUUUCUACGGCGCCGCUGCUCCCAUUUUAGUAUCAUUUUAGAGG